AUGGAAACAGAAUAUUUAGUAUCUGAAUUGACGGACAGUGGUGAAAAUACACUAAACAAAAAUGAAAAUGGUAAUAUUGUGGGUAUUAAUGAUAGUUCUGAAAUUUCUGAAACAAUAAAGAUUCCAGCUAUGCUUACUCAGAAAAAAACAACUGAUGAGUUUUAUGAACAUUACACAAUACAUUCGCUUAAUGAGCCUCGUAAAAACGCUAAAGCAACUGAUUUGUAUCAGAUGUUAAAAAUAGAUAUAAAUCCAAUUGAUCAAAGAGAUUUAAAUUUAGAUGUGAAAUGUUUCCCAGUGUUAUUUCUUUAUGGGAAAGAUGGCCAAUAUUCUGAAAGAUUAGUAAAUCUAUCUUCUAGUGAAUUCAUUAAAUCUCGUUUACUCUCAAUGAAUCCAAUUUUCCGGACAAAUAUACAAUAUUUGUUUUUCUUGUUACACGACGCUAAUAUAAGAGCACUUAAAUCUGGAAUUUAUCACAAACUUAGUACAAUUAAAUCUAAAGAUAAAUUUACGUCAUCUGAAUGUUUAGAAAUGUUAAAAAAUGAUCAAUUGGAAGGAAAUUUGACUACUAUAUUCGCUCGGUUAAGAAACACCAGUCAAUAUUGGUUAGGUCCUAGUCCUGCAGAAUAUACUUGGGAUAGACUUGAUUCUUAUUUAAGGAAAGUAAAUAAUGUAACUGAAGAAGGAAAAUCACUGUCAGCACUCAUUGCGUAUGAUCCUAUUUCAACGUCCCGUUUCAUAGAUAAUGAAUUCAAAGCUAUGCUCGAUUUCCUUACUUCUAAAAACGGGCCUUUAGGGGUAAUUGAAUAUUAUGAGUGGCGGCGAGAGUAUCAAACCAGAGGAUUACAACAUUUUCAUAUGCUGAUAUGGAUAAAGGGAGCCCCUGUGUUAGGAAACGCAACUAAUGAAACAGUUGCUAAUUUUAUUGCAGAUAAAAUAACAUGUGCAAAACCAGAUAAAAACACAUUUCCACAACUAUCAGAGCGUGUAGAUUUGUAUCAAACUCACAAACACAAUAACUAUUGCUUGCGAAAUAAAAAAACGAAUAAGGGAACAGUUCAAUGUUGUAGAUUUGGAUUUCCAAGGCCUGUAACUGAUCAAUUUACAGUUCGAGACGUUGCUACGUCAAUUGCAGGACGGCGUAAUCUUAAAUCUAAAAGUAGACUGUAUGAUAUACCACGAAAUAAAAGUGAAACAUACAUAAAUGAUUAUAAUCCUGCUAUUCUUUUAGCAUGA
Aphis gossypii (cotton aphid) is the source of this 1236-nucleotide messenger RNA. RefSeq lists its product as uncharacterized. NCBI's taxonomy places the organism in Eukaryota, Metazoa, Arthropoda, Insecta, Hemiptera, Aphididae. The record is from RefSeq and is a predicted model, not a curated record. The transcript has 2 exons. Bases 1 to 1236 code for a protein of 411 amino acids.